UGCAAAUCAAUCCUCACUCUGAAGCAGGCCACUACUAUGAGAUUCAGGGCCUCUGUAACACGGUUUUUUCGCAAUAACUUUUUAUCUAAGCAUUUCAUAAAUAUAACGCUUAUUCAGAAUACAUAUUAUAUCUACACAUAAAUUUUGACUGUAUUCUGCAUUACUUAGGUUGAAUAAAUUUGGUACUUAUAAUGUAAAAGUGACUUUUUUGAAGACUUACUCAGAGAAAAGGUUUCGAACGCACUCGUUACGUAACUUAUGACAGCAUUUCUUCCCUCUUUCUCGAUGGAUGAUUGGCUAUACGUAACGAAGGCUAAACCUCUGGCAACAAUGACAUACAAAUUUAAAUACAAGCAAAGCAGUACACCUUUAUGAACUCUGGAACCUCUCCACUGAUAAUUGUCAUAAUGAACCAACAAAAUAUGUUAAUAAAUACAAAAACACUUCGAUUAUUUGUCUAACUCCCAAAAUAGGUUUCCUAAGAAAUUACAGUUUAUUUUAUAGGUCACAAUCAGAUUGACAAGAUGUAGGGAAUAGUUGGUAAUUUUCAAAAACAUAGUAGACAAGCUUGAUUUGAUAACUGCUAUAUCCAAUGUCAAGCAAUUUUUAUUUAUUGGCUAUCUACCUAUUUACUGAAAAAAAAAUAGCCGGUACCGUAUAUUGGCUUUAAACCUUCACCAAUAAUUAUCGUCAGCAUGAUGACUUCAUGAGGUUCCACCCACUUUCGCCUCGUUAUAAUUCAGGAUAAUACUGAAGGCUACCAUGGGCAUUGUUGGAUUAGAAAAUUUAACUUCUGGCUAUAAAAACUAAUUUCUCGAAUAGUUGUAAGAAGUGCUAAAGGAUCCUCAAGGAUCCCAGCAGUUGGCCUAAACGUUUAAUUCAUGUAUAUUACUGCUAUACUGUUUCGGCACUACCGCUACAGUAGUAUUACUACGCUAGCACUGAUACCCCACCCACAUCUAUGUAUCGUUCCGCCAUUCAUAAAGUCUUUGGGUUUCAGAGCCGAUAGAGUUUCUGUCUGGUGGAUGGGCGGGGCAACAUUUCGUCAAAAGGUGUGUUUACCUUGCUUACGUAAUGUAUGUUUUUCGACUCUUGGCUCGUAAUCAUUGGCCAUGGCGUCGGCUAGAUCAUUUUUACUCUAUAAAAAUUAAAACUGUCGGCUUUAGGUUAUUGAUAAUGCUGACAAAAUUUGUGUGUGGUUGUAAAAUAUACACAUGUCAACUUUCAGCUACAUCCGAUGCUUUGACAAGGAGCGAAGUCCAAAAAACCGUGUUACAGAGACCCUGAAUCUCAUAGUAGUCUCCUAUUUACCUUUAAGGAUUGUCCCUUCUUGAUCAAGACAUCUAUACAUUUGGAAAACAAACAUCCUUUGCAUACGACAUGUGGGCCAACCAAAUUAGAUUUUGUUGAGUAUGCUUCAAGAUGGCAAACCUACAGCAACUUAAGGCAGUGCUGCUUCUGGUGUUGGCCACGGGAUCUGAAGCGAAUGGAACAGAAGCACAGAGCGUCCUCACCCCAACGGCAAAGCCUAACGACACAUCAGCUCAACUUCUGGAGGAAACAGUCAGUCCAGCUUCAACCACGUGCGCCAUAAGAGCAAUCUGGAGGCUUUCGUCUCAUGUGAUGUGUUUUCAUGAAGGAAGGUGUCGCCUUUACAGCGUAGCUUCAGACGCUGCAGAACAAACGGACAUCGAUGAGGGACAUUUCUGCUGGAGGGUAGAAGGCAGGACAUUGAAGGCAACCUCUUCCCCGGAAGGAGGUGAUGACUCGCCUUGCAAUGACGGGUAUACUAUGGCACUUGAAAUUGGCUGCGUCCAUAUUGCUGCAGCGAUGGACUGGUAUAAAGCUAAGGAAUAUUGCAUCGGGACCGGCGGACAACUAAUGGAACCAAAGAAUUUCACCGCGCUUCAGGUAUUUCUCGAAGGAAUUGAAGAAGAUCAGUUCUGGGUUGCUGUGAGGGCUCGCAAGUGGCUCAGUGGGGCUUCGGUCACACGGAGCCAGUGGGCUCCGGGAGAGCCAAACGAGGAGAUGGGAGCUUGCGCUCGGAUGAAGAAAAUUGGCGACCCUCGAUAUGCUCUUGCUGACAAAGAUUGUUUAAUGAGACACAAGGCUAUAUGCGUCCAUUACUAAUAAGAUAACGUGGACUGUUGAAACUGAACUAAAUGCAAAAUGAGAUGGACGGACAGAUGUAGAACAGAACCAAGAAGUGAGAGGUCGAAGUUAAAGCAGACGCCCGAGGUCAUCAAAUUUUGGGCAUCAUUAAAGAAAAACGGUGUCAACACGAAACCAAGAAAAGUAAAGUCAUGGUUGUACGGAGGGUCAAGUUCAUAUGGAAGGUCAUAGUCAUCAGAUUUUGACAUGUAAAAAAACCUCAUCCAUUGUGUAUGAAGUUUAAUUAAGGUAUCCUUUGCAUUUCCAUCGGUAGAGGUGUAACUGACAUACGGAGCUGACAGGCGGGAUACAGAUGAUUGACAAACUUAUCUGACAUUAAAACAGAGAGCGAGUCAGAGUGAGGUAGUUAGGAAUCAGAUUACAGUUGUCCUUUAAUUCCAUCUCUCUCGCCUUGAUUCGAGGCUUUAAAACAACGUUAGAUAUUUUGUAAACAAGACAGUGAAAUGAGCAGUAAAGUUAGACGUCAGAAAAACAAGUCUUCACCCAUAAACAAAGUACGUUACAAACGACAGCUUCGUGACAUUUUAUCUUCUUGGUGGAUGUAAUACACCUUUCAUCUCAAAGUGAAAUAUGGAUUUUACGAUUCGUUUCAUCAAGUACCCUGAUUAAUUCAUCGGAUCUCUGACCGUAAAUGAAAAUCUGGCAAAUUCUUUGUUACAGAGAGAGAGAGAGAGAGAGAGAGAGAGAGAGAGAGAGAGAGAGAGAGAGAGAGACGUUGUCAUCUUUAAUCAUAACAAUGAUAAUAACUAAUAAUAGUGUACCACGUACAAUCACCUUUAUCCCCUUAGAAGACCCAGAACAAGGUGAGAGGCAGUAUUCGCCCCGUGUCAAAGGUCAGCCUAGACAGCAGAAUAAAAUCAUCAGGAAAUAAUUUGACGUUUUUAUAAAAACAACCUUGCGUUCUUUCCUCCGAGCUGCUUGAUCAUUAAUUUCUAAAAGUACUGGUAAAAAUGCUCCAUUGUUAUAGUAGUAUGCCUACAAAAGUCUGAGUUUCCUACACACCGAUAUCAUGAAAUGAUCAGACUAUUAAAUAAUGUUGCGCAAUCCCCCCCCCCCCCCCCCCCCCACCCCC
Molecule: messenger RNA, 3244 nt
Organism: Macrobrachium nipponense
Lineage: Eukaryota; Metazoa; Arthropoda; Malacostraca; Decapoda; Palaemonidae
Exons: 6
Coding region: 1423-2130 (235 amino acids)
Source: RefSeq, a predicted model, not a curated record